AUGAAGUUCAACACCGUCGCCGCCGCCGCGGCUCUGUUCGCUGGCGUCGCGUAUGCUGAGGAAGUGGAAGAGUCCAAGGCUGUGCCGGAACUCCCUACCUUUACUCCCACCACCAUCAAGGCAGACUUCCUUGAGCAGUUCACCGAUGACUGGGAGACACGGUGGAAGCCUUCACACGCCAAGAAGGACACCUCCGCCUCCGACAAGGACAACGCGGAGGAGGAAUGGGCCUAUGUUGGUGAAUGGGCUGUUGAAGAGCCCUUCCAGUACAAGGGCAUCGAUGGCGACAAGGGUCUUGUCAUCAAGAACGCCGCCGCCCACCACGCCAUCUCGGCCAAGUUUCCCAAGAAGAUUGACAACAAGGGCAAGACCCUCGUUGUUCAGUACGAGGUCAAGCUCCAGAACGGAUUGGACUGCGGUGGUGCUUACAUGAAGCUCCUGCGGGACAACAAGGCUCUUCACCAGGAGGAGUUCAGCAACACCACCCCGUAUGUUAUCAUGUUCGGCCCCGACAAGUGUGGCCACAACAACCGGGUUCACUUCAUUGUCAACCACAAGAACCCCAAGACGGGCGAGUACGAGGAGAAGCACCUCAACUCUGCUCCCUCGGUCAACAUUGUCAAGACCACCGAGCUCUACACUCUCAUUGUCCACCCCAACAACACCUUCUCCAUCCAGCAGAACGGUAUUGAGACCAAGGCUGGCAGCCUCCUUGAGGACCUGACCCCAUCCAUCAACCCUCCCGCGGAGAUUGACGACGCCAAGGACACCAAGCCCGAGGACUGGGUUGACGAGGCUCGCAUCGCUGACCCCGAGGCCGUGAAGCCUGAGGACUGGGAUGAGGAGGCUCCUUUUGAGAUUGUUGACGAGGAGGCCACCAAGCCUGAGGACUGGCUCGAGAACGAGCCCGCUGUCAUCCCUGACCCCGAGGCUGAGAAGCCCGAGGACUGGGAUGAUGAGGAGGAUGGCGACUGGAUCGCUCCCACCGUCCCCAACCCCAAGUGUGACGACAUCUCUGGAUGUGGCCCCUGGACCAAGCCUUUGAUCAAGAACCCUGACUACAAGGGCAAGUGGUCUGCUCCCUUCAUCGACAACCCCGCCUACAAGGGCGUCUGGGCUCCUCGCAAGAUCAAGAACCCUGACUACUACGAGGACAAGACUCCUUCCAACUUUGAGCCCAUGGGCGCUAUUGGCUUCGAGAUCUGGACCAUGACAAACAACAUCCUCUUUGACAACAUCUACAUUGGCCACUCCGUUGAGGAUGCCAAGAAGCUGGCCGACGAGACUUUCUUCGUCAAGCACCCCGUGGAGAAGGCUCUUGAGGAGGCUGACAAGCCCAAGAUUGACGACAUCCCCAAGUCUCCUUCUGACCUCGUCUUCCUCGAUGACCCCGUCACCUAUAUCAAGGAGAAGUUUGACCUGUUCGUCACCAUUGCCCAGCGAGACCCCAUUGAGGCCAUUAAGUUUGUCCCUGAGAUUGCCGGUGGUAUUGGCGCCGUCUUCGUUUCGCUCAUUGCUAUCAUCGUCGGUCUGGUCAACCUUGGUGGCUCUCCUGCCCCUGCUGCCAAGAAGGCGGCUGCCACCGUCGCUGACAAGGCCAAGGACCUGUCCGAGGCUGCCGCUUCUGGUGCCGAGAAGGUCAAGGGCGAGGUCACCAAGCGCACGACUCGCAGUCAAUCGUAA
Trichoderma gamsii is the source of this 1683-nucleotide messenger RNA. Its product is annotated as calnexin. The transcript has 4 exons. The record is from RefSeq and is a predicted model, not a curated record. Gene Ontology annotation, cellular component: endoplasmic reticulum; endoplasmic reticulum membrane. Lineage: Eukaryota; Fungi; Ascomycota; Sordariomycetes; Hypocreales; Hypocreaceae. Gene Ontology annotation, molecular function: calcium ion binding. The coding region runs from base 1 to 1683 and encodes 560 amino acids. Gene Ontology annotation, biological process: protein folding.